This is a messenger RNA of Toxoplasma gondii ME49, 4114 nucleotides long. It is a transcript of the gene ROP10, whose product is annotated as rhoptry protein ROP10. The coding region runs from base 1212 to 2972 and encodes 586 amino acids. Lineage: Eukaryota; Apicomplexa; Conoidasida; Eucoccidiorida; Sarcocystidae. The record is from RefSeq and is a predicted model, not a curated record. The transcript has a single exon.
GUCCCAUACAGCUCUUCGCAGAAAGGAUGGAAUUUUCGAGAGAAGGGCAAGAAAAGAGACGAUCGCAUGACACAUCGACGGUGUCUUCAGCGAUGUCUUGGGGGAAGGGGAUAUAUGUGUUUCGUACGGAACGUGGACGUUUUUGCCGACUUACUCCACGCGGGAUUGGGAGCUCUUCCACUGGGAAAUUCACUUAGCCUGUCUGUAAUGGUAGCAGGGGAGUGCUGCAAAGCCGGAUUAGACCCUCUGAAUAGAAAAAAGGUUUACACAAGUAGAGUCAGGACGCCUCUUAUGCAUGGCAAGUCCGCUUACCUUUUCCAUCAACAGCGGCUCCUGUAUGCCACGGAAUUGUGGUAUCUCCCGUGAAAGUGCCGUAUAUGCCUUACAAGAGCGGCUGGUGUUGCGAGUUUCUCUUCGCCUGAUGCCUUCUAGUAGUGCCCACUUCUCGCUGCAAUCUCGGAAAAGGAGACACGCAACAAAACAACAUUAACUGGUCAUGUGAGGUCUGAUUCUGCCCCUUUUGCUCUGGUUCUUUCUUAAAUUGCCGCGUCUAGCUAUGGUCAUAGCGCUUUUGCGGCUAUCCGUAGUCAGCUGUCUUGAAAAUAACGGGACCCACGGAGAUCGUUGGGGAAGCCCAGGUGGGCAACAGAUGUCUGGAACGCGCAUUUAUUUUCGUUGGGUUUUCUGUGGGACCUUGUCUACUGACAACUUCGGACUGGAAAAGCCAGGAGACUGGAAACUGGUAAAGGGGAAGGCUGCGCAUCCUGAUGUCUUGGCGUGGCCGCCGUGGCACCGCGGCGUGCGUCGCGACGCGAUACGAGGGCGUCGGAGAAAGUGCUCCUGCGAUACGCAUGCUGUUUUGAGAAUCAUAUUUCUUUAGCUCAUGCCAGACUCCACCUGUGGCUGUUCGUUUCACGGACCUCGGGGAGAAUCUCGCCUGCAUUCUCAACAGGCCGCCGUAUCUUGCGGAACCGCGGCAGUUGACCCGGACGAGGCUAGUCUGGUACAAGAGGGGUAGGUGCCAGUGAGCCAUGCGCAGAAGAAGUUGUUCUUGUUCGUCUCUUUUUCGACUCGUUUUUGUUGGUGAAUGACGAGCUCAUUCGAAAGGCACACUUUGCCAGUUCAUACAUGUUUUCUUUCUCUGCUGCGGCUCGCUGGCAGCCUCAGUCGAUUCGAUCACCCGCGAGAGAUACAUAAAUUUCCGCGGAAAGAUGGGACGACCCAGGUGGCCUCUUCCUUCCAUGUUCUUUUUAAGCUUGCUGUGUGUAUCUGAAAAGCGCUUCUCUGUUAGCGGACUCCAUCUUCGAUUUCGCGAAUCGCCGCAAUGGGACAGCCUGUUGCCUCUGCAGGACCGCCGCGCCGUCCAGCCGUCAUCACGCUGGGACUCCUCCCUCACCCUUGAAGCGCAUGCACCACAAAGGAUCGAUACCAGUGACGCCGGGGACGAUGACUUAUUUUUGGACGCAACUCAACAGGUGUACAGAGGUGACCCUGUACUGGAGACAUCUUCGCUACCGCCCGCGGCGCUGCCUGUACGACCUGUGAGUUCAAAAACUGAGGACGGCUUCAGCGGCUCUAGGGAAGAAGAAUCUGACGGAGGUGUUCCGACUGGGUCAGACCAAGGAGAAGUUUGGCGAUCAAGCUCACUGGUAGAUGUGUCGUCCCCUGGAGACCGUGGUGGUGAGGAACAAGAAUCGUCAGCCCAGGCUAAAGGGGAGGCGGACACGAAAGACGAAGCAGAGAAAUCAGAGGAUCAAAGUCAGUCUUCGACGGCCGACCCUAACACUCCUACCGCACAGGGGACGGACGCCUCAGAGUCGGGUGAAGAUUCUGGCUCUGACACCAUGGGUGAUUCGGAAGUAACAGACAUACCUGUAGAUCCACUUAACAGUGGUCCAGAGACUGCCUCUAGUGGUGAAACUGGACAGCGAAUUGGGGCUGAAUCAGGAGCCCAACCAUCAGCGGAGGCUUCACAGGAUAGCGCAGCUGCAUCUGAGACUAUUCCAGCUGCCGAUGCCACGUCGCCAACUGAUCUCCCGGGCACCCUUGCUGGCGCCACUGUGGCGGACGACUCACGGCAAGAGGCGACGACAGAUGGCCUCGAGAAGAGCCCAGGCGAGCCUAAAGAGGUAGAUGUGUUUAACCCCCCUCUUGCAACAAAAAGCGAUGUUGCCCCUCUGAGUGUAUCGACCAUCAGAGCACAGGCUGCCCCGGACACUGAAGCGAAUAUAGGAGCUGAGGUGGCCACUGGAAAUGAGGGAGCCCCUGAAGUUGAGGAGGCCACUGAAGAUGUAGCAGGCACAGGAGCUGAUAUGAGCACUGGAACUGACGCGGCCACUGAAGAUGUAGCAGGCACAGGAGCUGAUAUGAGCAUUGGAACUGACGCGGCCACUGAAGAUGUAGCAGGCACAGGAGCUGAUAUGAUCCCAGGAGCUGAGCCAGGCACUGAAAAUGAGGCAUCCACUGGAGCUGAGGGGGCCACCGAAGCGGAUGAGCAGGUGCCGCUAAAAACAGAGGCCCAGGGUAGUGCCGGAAGUUCUCCAACUCAGGGACACGCGUCACAUUCAGUGGAAGAAACAGGUCGAUUCUCAGUGAUUCCGUUUGAAUUUGGCAGCAGUCCACGGCUUCGCCGGUGGACUACCCAGUUCCUAAUAAGGGGGAAAGAUUUAUUUAAUCUGAUGCAGAAGUCCAACAUUGCGAAACAAGCAGAGAAAGGAGCCAAGAAUCUUCGCAGCUCCAUGGAAAUCCUGCAUAACACCACUUCUUUCUUCAACGCCUUCCGCGCUCAACAGCGUAGCAAGGAGGCACAGAGCAAGAACGUCCAACUGUCUGUCACAAGUGUACCAACCGACCAACCAGAAGAGCAAAACGCAACCACCCAGGAGGGUUCCACCGCUUCACCAGAGGAAGCGGCACGAGAGGCAGCCGAAGCGAUAGGCACGCCUGUUUCUACGGAAGAUGCGCCCAACUGAGGAACAGCCAGCCUUGAGCAAGAGCGAUAUCCUGGUUUUGAAGCACGCGGACAGGGCGGCCGGUUGAUGCUUAACAAAAUACCAAGAAUCCACUAGAACGUUUGACUCCGGUGAAGUCUCAAGUGACCACGCCAAUCAAACAACCAGAGGCAACUUGACGUAGUGCUGAAGAGACCGUUUCUGCGACUGGCGUGCGAAUUACAAUGAAGAUAUCAAUAGGAGUUCAUAGAAACAACGAGGAACGAAGAGACCGCUCUGCGAAUACGGAUUCCGUCUGGUAUGGUCGUGGAGGUGUUUCGUUACUCUUGAGGUGGCAGGUAUAUAAGAAGCAUACGGUUUUUCUCUUUCUUGUAUGCUUACAGGCAAGUUGAUCGAAUCCUGACAACUCGGAAUAGCCCUUUACUCGUGCCUUGCUGUAUUGCGGUAGUGCGAGAGUCGUGCGUGCAGUGUGUCCUGCUUCUGGACAAGAAGGGAUAAACUGCCGAAAUUUCGUUUUUUCUGUCUUUUUAAGACUGUUGACGAGGAGGCGAAUAGCUCGAUAAAGAAGCAUUUUUCUCAAUGGUGCUUAAGUUAGUUUGUGAACAGUCGUGUGCUGCUCUCUCUCGGGGACGAAUUGAGAAGUGCGUGCUGCCUCCUAUUUCUUCUUUACUCUUAAGAGGUUCAACAUUCUUGAAAGAUCAUGAGCGUAUCUAUUUUGACCGGGAAGCAGGGCUCGCGAGAAAGAAACGAGGGAUAGCUCCAUUUCGGGGUUUCGUUGUCGUGUAUAACGCGGUACAACAGUCGGCGACGGUUGUGCUGCACAGCUAGGGACUCAGUUUUCGACAGUUGCACAACACACAGAAAAGAAAUGUGCUUGCCAGGUAGGCAAGCGCCUGUUUAAAUAUUGCAAUGUUACAUCCGUCCAGAUACUCUUCGAUUCAGAGGACUGCUACAGUAACCGUAGGUCUAUAAAUAAAGCGAUGUCGGUAUGUAUAAAAUACGGCUUCGAAACUGCGACGGAUUUAAUACGCCACAACUAACUCCUAAAUAAAAUAUUAAACAGCGCUCAUAAAGAUUUGCACAACCUAAUUGUUAGUUUCCUUUCAGCAGGCUGACAGUCACUGUUAAAUUCCUUACGGAGAUAGACAUUACUUUACAGCCGG